Molecule: messenger RNA, 2337 nt
Organism: Schizosaccharomyces osmophilus
Lineage: Eukaryota; Fungi; Ascomycota; Schizosaccharomycetes; Schizosaccharomycetales; Schizosaccharomycetaceae
Gene: fml2
Product: ATP-dependent 3' to 5' DNA helicase
Exons: 1
Coding region: 1-2337 (778 amino acids)
Biological process (GO): replication fork reversal; double-strand break repair via synthesis-dependent strand annealing; interstrand cross-link repair
Molecular function (GO): 3'-5' DNA helicase activity; ATP binding; hydrolase activity
Source: RefSeq, a predicted model, not a curated record
AUGCCUAUCCAAAGUGACCCAAAGGAUCACUUAAAUUCAAAUGAAGUAUUAUCAGAUGGGGAUGCAGACAUAAGUUGGGAAGAAGCAGCGACUUCCUUAUUGACAGAACUUGAGAAUUCCUCUUUUACUUCUCCAGCCGCUUCAAAGGUACCUAACACCGAAUCGCCAGUAUUGCAAGAACAUUUUAACGAAAAUUCGAAACAAAGCAUUCAACCGACAUUGGAAGGCAAAAUAGCACGGGAUUUGACCUUCACACCAAGAUUAGUAACAGAAUAUGAACAAGAGAACUAUUGGGAAAGAGAUAUGGAAGCUUUGAAUGACUGGGUUUAUCCCGAAAUGGAUGAAUUUCGUGAAUACCAAAGGUGCUUUUGCGAAACAGCUUUUUACCACAACCUUUUGUUAGCAUUACCCACAGGCCUAGGGAAAACAUUCAUUUCAGCUGUCGUGAUGCUUAAUUUUUACCGCUGGUUUCCUACCGGAAGAGUGAUAUUUCUUGCACCUACAAAGCCUCUUUUGCAACAGCAGCGAACUGCCGUUGUUGAAAUUACGGGAGUACCGGCACAUAAUACAUCUGAAUUGAAUGGAAAUAUCUCGGUAGAGACUCGACUUAAAGAGUACCACGCGAAACGUAUUUUCUUCAUGACUCCGCAAACUCUAAAUAAUGAUUUACAAUCUGGUUUGAUCGAAGCGACAAGCAUAGUUUGCUUGGUCAUUGAUGAGGCGCACAAGGCUACAGGCAGUCAUCCUUAUGCCCAAGUCAUUCGAGCUAUUCUCAAGUAUAAUACUCACUUUCGAGUUUUAGCUUUAACCGCAACUCCUGGUUCUACAACCGCAGCUGUACAAAAGGUCAUUGACUGCUUGCAUAUAUCAAAAGUUAUUGUUCGUAACGAGGAAAGUGUGGACAUUCGGCCGUAUGUUUUCCAUAAGAAUAUCCAAGUUGUCAAAGUUGAACUUACUCGUGACAUGCAAUACUUGAAAGCCGAUUUUGCAGAUAUGUACUUUCCAUAUUUUGACUGUCUUCGAAAAAAGAAAGUAAUUCCGUCUACUUGUGAUCUUAGAAAUUUGAAAGCCUACGUUCUUUUGCUGGCUUUAAGGAGAUAUUCUUUUAGAGAAAAGGAUAACCAAGAUAAAGAAAAAUUGAAAAUAUUUGGGUACUUCAAAUUGCUCAUUACUUGUGCUCAUGCUAUGUAUCUGCUAGACUGUCAUGGUAUCAUUCAAUUUUACCAGAAGCUUCAUGAGAUACGGACAGCAACAGAGGAAAAAAAGACUGGAGAGCUAUAUCAUUUAUUUUCAAGCAAUCCAUUCGUAUUUUAUUUAAAUCAUUUGCAAAGUAUCAUUGCUAAUGACCGUUUUACGAAUCAUCCGAAAAUUACGCACCUUUCUGACAUUCUAAGAGAACACUUUCAGCACGCGAUUCAGCAGACCAGCAAUUCUAGAGUUAUGGUUUUUACAGAAUAUCGUAAUACGGCUGAACAAAUACUGAAAGCCUUUUCAAACGAGAAGCCUCUUAUAAGAACUUCUCUGUUCGUUGGCCAAGCGAAUUCUAUGGUGUCUGCGGGAAUGAGUCAAAAUAUCCAGAAAGAAAUUAUUUGUCAAUUUAAAUCCGGUGUUAUUAACGUUUUAGUUGCUACUUGCAUUGGUGAAGAGGGCUUGGAUAUUGGGGAUACAGAUAUGAUCGUUUGCUACGAUACUUCUAGCUCACCUAUUCGUAUGAUUCAAAGAAUGGGAAGGACUGGUCGUAAAAAAGAUGGAAAGGUCUAUAUCCUUGUGACCAAAAAUUAUGAGGAUUUGAAAUGGGAAAGAGCGAAGGCUUCAUAUAAAAGAGUUCAAAAAGUAAUUGAAAAUGGGCAAAAACUAAGACUAAAAAGCGAUGUUCCUCGUUUACUUCCCCCCGCUUGUAAUCCAACAAUCAGAUUUCAGAAAUUAAACACACUUCAUCAUCAGUCCUUUGUUGGUUUAACUGAGAUGGUUAAACAAGAUGAAUUACGAGUUGAACCUCCCGGUUCACAACCAAGACGCCAAUUACCUUCAAUUGUCGAUGAUGCGUUUGAGGAUAUGAAAAGCAAUCUUAGAACACCUACGUCUGAAAUCAACCUGAGAAGAUACUUAGCGGAUUAUCGAAGUACUGUUUAUCAUGCCAAUGGAUCUUCCAUAAAUCUAAAAAAAUCAGCCAUAGUCUCCAAAGUCAAAAAUUCCUUCAAAGUUGGUAAUAAGUCUUUACUUGGCUUUCAAAUAUCGGCUCUUCAAACGAAGUUUAAGAGUUGUUCUAUUAAAGAGAUACAACGGUACAAAACGUAUGAAGAAAAAUGGAAGCGGAAGAAAAGAAAACUUAUCUAA